Messenger RNA from Cebus imitator (Panamanian white-faced capuchin), 1286 nucleotides. Its product is annotated as C-X-C motif chemokine 2. NCBI's taxonomy places the organism in Eukaryota, Metazoa, Chordata, Mammalia, Primates, Cebidae. Gene Ontology annotation, molecular function: CXCR chemokine receptor binding; chemokine activity. The transcript has 4 exons. Bases 188 to 511 code for a protein of 107 amino acids. Gene Ontology annotation, cellular component: extracellular region. Gene Ontology annotation, biological process: chemokine-mediated signaling pathway; cellular response to lipopolysaccharide; inflammatory response. The record is from RefSeq and is a predicted model, not a curated record.
CUUCCGGACUCCCGAUCGAUCAGGAGCUCCGGGAAUUUCCCUGGCCCGGGGGCUCCGGGAUUUCCAGCCCCAAACAUGCAUAAAAGGGAUUCGCCGACCUCGGGGAGCCACAGAGCCCGGGCCGCAGGCACCUCCCCGCCAGCUCUCCCGCUCCUCGCACCGCCGCCCGACCCGCCUGCUGAGCCCCAUGGCCCGCACCGCGCUCUCCGCCGACCCCAGCAACCCCCGGCUCCUGCGGGCGGCGCUGCUGCUCCUGCUCCUGGUGGCCGCUGGCCGGCGCGCGGCAGGAGCGCCCCUGGCUAAUGAACUGCGCUGCCAGUGUCUGCAGACCCUGCAGGGAAUUCACCUCAAGAACAUCCAAAGUGUGGAAGUGAAGCGGCCGGGCCCCCACUGCGACCAAACCGAAGUCAUAGCCACACUCAAGAAUGGGCAGAAGGCUUGUCUGAACCCCGCAUCCCCCAUGGCUAAGAAAAUCAUUGAAAAGAUUCUUAACAGUGACAAAUCCAACUGACCAGAAGGAAGGAGGAAGCUCACUGAUGGCCGUUCCUGAAGGAGGCCCUGCCCUUAUAGGAACAGGAGGAGAAAGAGAGACACAGCUGCAGAGGCCACCUGGACUGCACCUGAUGUGUUUGAGCAUGGCUUAGGAGAAGCUUUCUAUUUAUUUAUUUAUUUGUUUGUUUGUUUUUGAAGAUUCUAUGUUAAUAUUUUACAUGUAAAAUAUUGAGCAUUAUUGAAUCUACUUGCAUAAUGUCCCAAUAUAUUUAUUGAUUAUUUUAUGUCAAAGCCAAGUUAUUUCUAUACCGAUUCCUAUUUAAUUUGAAGGUAGAGAAGGUUUGCAGAUAUUCUCUAGUCAUUAUGCUAAUAUUUUUGAGGAACCCACAACAUGUCAGCCACUGUGAUAGAGGCUGGGGGAAUCCAAGCAAAUGACCAGUGAGAUUAAUGUGAAGGCAGGGGAGUGUAUAUGUGUCUAUUUUUGUAACUGUAAAGAUGAAUGUCAAUUGUUAUUUAUUGAAAAGAUUUCACAGUGUGUGGUCAACAUUUCUCAUGUUGAAGCUUUAAGAACUAAAAUGUUCUGAAUAUCCCUUGGACAUUUUAUGUCUACCUUGUAAGGCAUACUGCCUUUUUAAAUGUUAAUUAUGCAUUGUAUGUUUUUUGAUAUUUAUUGAUGUUUUCACAAAAGACAUGAAAAUAAAAUAUUUAAAAAUGCAAAAUGUUUCUUUUAUUUUGAGGGGAAACAAGGACUAUCUUUGCUGAAAAUCUGAUGAUUUAUAUCAAUAUUUAUUUCU